AUGCCUUCCUACCGCAUAGACGAGGCUUCCACAGGCCGCGCAGGCUGCCAGAAUAAGGAAUGCAAAGACAACAAAGUCAAGAUUCUCAAGGGCGAGCUUCGUCUGGGAACUUGGGUCGACACGGAGCGUUUCCAGAGCUUCUUCUGGAGACACUGGGGAUGUGUCACACCUAAGAUUAUUGCCAAUUUCGGUGAGCUUGUUGGCGACGACAAGGACCUCUCUACUAUCGAUGGGUUUGAUGAGCUUUCUCCUGAAAAUCAGGAGAAGGUUAAAAAGGCUGUGGAGCAGGGCCAUGUUGAUGAUGAGGAUUGGAAGGGGUUAAUCCGCUCCGGAAUCUUCCUAACCUUCAGCGUAGAGUUUCUCUAUAUUUCAACAAGAUAA
Messenger RNA from Aspergillus ochraceoroseus IBT 24754, 381 nucleotides. RefSeq lists its product as uncharacterized. Lineage: Eukaryota; Fungi; Ascomycota; Eurotiomycetes; Eurotiales; Aspergillaceae. The record is from RefSeq and is a predicted model, not a curated record. Gene Ontology annotation, molecular function: zinc ion binding; DNA binding. The coding region runs from base 1 to 381 and encodes 126 amino acids. The transcript has 4 exons.